Molecule: messenger RNA, 3191 nt
Organism: Homalodisca vitripennis (glassy-winged sharpshooter)
Lineage: Eukaryota; Metazoa; Arthropoda; Insecta; Hemiptera; Cicadellidae
Product: L-lactate dehydrogenase
Exons: 9
Coding region: 124-1290 (388 amino acids)
Biological process (GO): carboxylic acid metabolic process
Cellular component (GO): cytoplasm
Molecular function (GO): L-lactate dehydrogenase (NAD+) activity
Source: RefSeq, a predicted model, not a curated record
GGCUGUGGCUGCGGCAGAGGUUAUAUAGCACGGUCGUGGCAGUGGCUUUAGUCUGUACUCUGUAGCAGUGGCAGUGGCUGAAUACUCGUGCAAGUGACAUCGCGACAGCUUUACCGGCUCAUCAUGAGUGCUGACAACGGUGUGACCAACGGAAACGGAAGUUCUGAUAAUGAUGCCAUUACAGAAAUCCAGAGUACUCAUAAAAGACAAUGGCGACGACCUCAUAUUGUGAUGGUUAACCCUGCACUCACGGUUAUACUCAUUCUGUUGUGCAUACUGCGGAAGGACGCCAUGUCGGCAAUGGUAGACCAGCUGAUGACCAAGGUCACUGAGCCCUCCAAGAGUUCAGGCAACAAGAUCACAGUAGUGGGGGUUGGCCAAGUGGGCAUGGCUUGUGCCUUCAGUAUUCUCACCCAGUAUGUAACUGAUGAGAUCGCUCUGGUAGACUGUGUGGAAGACAAGCUGAGGGGAGAAAUGAUGGACCUACAACACGGUGCAUGCUUUAUGAGGAGCCCAAAAAUCUAUUCUGGAACAGACUAUGGCAUCACGGCAAACUCCAAGAUAUGUAUCGUGUCAGCCGGAGUGAGACAGAAGGAGGGGGAGAGCCGACUCAACCUAGUCCAACGGAACUUGGAUAUUUUCAAGCACAUCAUUCCUCAGCUGGUCAAGCACAGUCCGGAUACCAUUCUGUUGAUUGUCAGCAACCCAGUUGACGUCCUGAGCUAUGUAGCAUGGAAAUUGAGUGGGUUGCCAAAAAAUAGAGUCAUUGGAUCUGGAACUAACCUAGACACAUCUCGCUUACGUUUCCUUGUCUCCCAAAAACUCAACUUGUCCGUGGAGAGUGUUCAUGGUUACAUCAUUGGAGAGCAUGGAGAUACGAGUGUACCAGUUUGGUCUGGAGUGAAUGUUGCUGGUGUCAGAUUGCGGGAUGUAAAUGAUGACAUCGGCAGGAAAAAUGACACUGAGAGCUUCAACCUUAUACACAAGCAAGUAGUUGAUAGUGCGUAUGAAAUCAUCCGACUGAAGGGCUAUACCUCAUGGGCCAUUGGUCUCUGUGUUGCUAAACUGUGCCAGUCAAUACUGCACAACGCACACUCCGUGCAUGCUGUUUCCAAUGCUGCAAAGGGAUUCCACGGUAUUGACCAGGAUGUGUUUCUUUCACUUCCCUGUGUUCUUGGAGAGAACGGAGUGUCACAUGUUAUCAAGCAGCCUCUGAGAGAGGAAGAACUUCAGCAGCUAAAGAAGUCUGCGAAGACAAUGGCUGAUGUCAUUAAAGGCCUCAAGUUUUAGAUUUUAUUGCUUUAGUCAUUGUUGUUUCUUAUGUGAUACCGGUAUCAAGUUUUAUACUGUUUACAUGUCACUGUGUCUUUUCUUUGUAAAGUAUGCUAGUAGUAAUAACCCUUCCACUACCAUGUCCAACAGUAACAGGAUAGAACUGUUAUCCUCCCAUUGUGAGGUAGUGUGAUGUUUGGUAGUGGAAGUGUUAAAGUUGUUGUCUUUUAUGUUUUUUAUAUUUAUUUUGUUGUAUUAUCAUAUGAGCACAUUUUCUUCUAUAGACAUACAGUAAACUCUUGAUUAUCUACAAAAUUGCUCAGUGCAGAUUAGUAAAUUUUGUAAUAAGUUGCAAAAUUGUUAAUAAUCAGUAGUUGAAAAAUAUUCCAUAGUAGCUUUGUAUAUUGGUUGACAGUUUCUUAUUCUAUUAUUUUGUAUAAUUUUAAAAAUUUGCUAUUUAGAAAACUUAUUAGCACUUUAAGUGCCGAGUUUUCAACGAUGCUAUCACUCUGUACUGUCAGGUCUAUUGUGUGCAGAGCUGCUGUAUAGUAAGUAUAAAUGUAGCAUGUUUCUCGUCCACUGGGAUCAACUUCAGUAACAUCUUAAUUUACCAAAAUGCUGCCAGAAUCUCCUGAUUCGUCAUGUCAGGUGAUGGUUAGUAAAUUGAGUCCACAUUCCGAUCGCCAACAUUCUCAGAAAAGUUACACACCGCUGAAUGCAUAACUCACAACAAUGCAUCUGGACAAAUUUAAAAUUGAUAAAAAUUUUUUAUCAUUAUUACAAAUAAUUCCUCUGUACUGACUGAACAACAAUCAAAAUAUAAAAUUUAAAUAAUUACAGUCGCAACUUCAAAAACGUCCAGGUAAAACUUCACCACGUGCUUUCGUGAUAGUUCUUUAGUAGACCAUCAAAGUGUAGUAGUAGUUAAACUGUGGAUUUGUAGUAGUUCCAAUAAACCCUAAUAGAGACCAAUGUGGUUCAUCUUACAGCUGCCAGACAUUAUCUUACAUCUGAUAACAUGGUCAUGGUAGUUUAACGCUAAGUGGGAUCGCCUGCAAAGUGGGAUCGCCCGUGUUAACAUGGGUUUGGCAGUUAAGGGGAUAAAUCGCUUAUACAAUUCUGAGAUGUUUUUAUGUUUUUACUAAUUUUAAUGGUGGAUACUAUGAAUAAUCUGCAAAGCAGAUGAACCACCUGUGGGUAAUCGAGAGUUUAGGUAAUUAAUUAUAAAAAGAAAAUGAAAAUUCUGGUUUUGAAAACAUCUUCAAAUCAGAUUGUAAUGUUACGUUGGUAAAUACUGUCAAGCAUCGUUCAUUUACAAUAAAAGAAUUUAAUCUCUUGAACUACAAUUUAAUUUAGUGGGAAAGAAUGAUACAUUUCUCUUGUUUCAAUAAUGUAUUUUCUUUGUUUUAUUCCUUGAACAUUUAAGUAAAAUAUAUUAUUAAAGACUUUACUGAGUCAGUUUUUCUUCUUCUUUCUUUUUCUUCAAAAAACUGAUUGAAAUGAUUAUUUUCACUCAAAAUGCUUCAUAUAAAAUUACUGUUACAAAACCAUUAUUUUUUAAAACAGAAUAUUUGUAGAUUGUAAACACUUUUUUAAGGAAAAUGUUUAAAAAAUUGUUUAAUAUAUUUUUAUAUUAUAAAAAUCACAUUUCUGAAAACACUUACUAUUUGAAACAAAAUAAUGAUAGUACUAAGAUUUACAAUGGGCUUCAGAAACAAAAUAAUGAUAGUACUAAGAUUUACAGUGGGCUUUAUAUGGAAUACUAUUCAAUAUUUGCAAGGACUAUUUAAUCACGAAGCAUUGAUCGUUCUAGUUAAGUUUAAUCUUAGGUAGAUAUUAAUGUUUGUUAAUUAUAAUUUUAAGUCUGUAUUGUGUGUUGAUUGAUUUAUUGUCAAUAUAAUAAAUUACAAUAAAACUAU